Messenger RNA from Sphenostylis stenocarpa, 1590 nucleotides. Lineage: Eukaryota; Viridiplantae; Streptophyta; Magnoliopsida; Fabales; Fabaceae. The record is from the annotation of a GenBank genome assembly.
AUGGGCAAGGAACAGUUGCAGGUGCUUAAUGCACUGGACAUUGCCAAAACACAAUGGUACCAUUUUACAGCAAUUGUGAUUGCUGGAAUGGGUUUCUUCACUGAUUCUUAUGAUCUGUUCUGCAUAUCCCUUGUCACCAAAUUGCUUGGCCGCAUAUACUACACUGAAGGCCACGACAAGCCUGGCUCUCUGCCGUCGAAUGUUUCUGCUGCCAUCAAUGGUGUUGCAUUUUGUGGAACCCUUGCAGGCCAACUUUUCUUUGGGUGGCUUGGUGACAAAAUGGGAAGGAAGAAGCGUGUUUACGGGAUGACCCUUAUGCUCAUGGUCAUAAGCUCAAUUGCUUCUGGUCUUUCCUUUGGCAAAGACCCUAAAGCUGUUGUAACUACCCUUUGCUUCUUCCGUUUCUGGCUUGGAUUUGGCAUUGGUGGGGACUACCCUCUUUCAGCCACUAUCAUGUCUGAGUAUGCCAACAAGAAGACUCGUGGAGCAUUCAUAGCUGCUGUUUUUGCCAUGCAAGGUUUUGGAAUUUUGACUGGUGGCAUGGUUGCAAUCGUAGCUUCAGCUGCUUUCAAUGCCCUCUACCCUGCUCCAUCAUUCCAUAUUAAUCCACUUUUGUCCACAGUGCCACAAGCUGAUUAUGUUUGGAGGAUAAUCUUGAUGUUUGGUGCACUCCCAGCUCUGAUAACAUACUAUUGGCGCAUGAAAAUGCCUGAGACUGCAAGAUACACUGCCCUGGUUGCCAAGAAUGCCAAGCAAGCAGCAACUGAUAUGUCAAAGGUGCUGCAAGUUGAGAUAGAAGUUGAACCAGAAGAAGUUGAGCAAUUGGACACAAGAAGAGAAAGGGGGAAUGAGUUUGGCUUGUUCACAAAGCAGUUCCUUCUCCGCCAUGGACUUCACCUUGUUGGAACAACCAUUACUUGGUUCUUGUUGGACAUUGCCUACUACAGUCAGAAUCUUUUCCAGAAAGACAUUUUCAGUGCAAUUGGUUGGAUUCCAGAAGCGAAAACCAUGAAUGCCAUCCAAGAGGUUUACAAUAUUGCUAGAGCACAAACCCUUAUAGCCCUUUGCAGUACUGUCCCUGGUUACUGGUUCACAGUGGCAUUCAUUGAUAAGAUGGGCAGAUUUACUAUUCAAUUGAUGGGAUUUUUCUUUAUGACUGUCUUUAUGUUUGCCUUAGCCAUUCCAUACCACCACUGGACCAUGAACGGAAAUCAAAUUGGGUUUGUUGUCAUAUAUUCACUGACCUUCUUCUUCGCCAAUUUUGGUCCAAAUGCCACAACAUUCGUGGUGCCUGCAGAGAUUUUCCCUGCAAGGCUAAGAUCAACAUGCCAUGGCAUAUCAGCUGCAGGUGGCAAAGCUGGGGCAAUGGUAGGGGCUUUUGGCUUCCUAUAUGCUCAAAACAGCAUUGGACUUAGAAAUACACUUGUUGUUUUGGGUGUUAUUAACUUUUUGGGGUUGCUCUUUACGUUCUUGGUUCCUGAAUCUAAAGGAAAAUCCUUGGAGGAGAUCUCUGGUGAAGUUGAACAAGACAAUACUGCUACAGUAGAAUCAAUGAUUGAAACUGGUUUUGAAGUUAUAACUGUUGCCUAA